Eptesicus fuscus (big brown bat) is the source of this 2142-nucleotide messenger RNA. RefSeq names its product branched chain keto acid dehydrogenase kinase (gene BCKDK). The record is from RefSeq and is a predicted model, not a curated record. NCBI's taxonomy places the organism in Eukaryota, Metazoa, Chordata, Mammalia, Chiroptera, Vespertilionidae. The coding region runs from base 613 to 1851 and encodes 412 amino acids. Gene Ontology annotation, molecular function: pyruvate dehydrogenase (acetyl-transferring) kinase activity. The transcript has 12 exons. Gene Ontology annotation, cellular component: mitochondrion. Gene Ontology annotation, biological process: protein phosphorylation; regulation of glucose metabolic process.
GCUGAGCUGGGGUUUGAACUGGGCAGUCUGGUUUCUGAUAAAUUAACCAAGAGCUGGAAGGAGAAAGCCAGACCUCAGGGAAGGAAUCCAGGGGUUUUGUCUAUGCGCUUUACAUCUAAGGAUCUUCUCACCCUCUUCCGUUUCUCUCCCAGGGAGCCCAUUCUAUAGACCAGGAGACAGAGGGCCGCGCGGAGACCACUCCGGAAGCCCCGUGGAGGGAGUCGUGGAGUUUAUUUGGGUGCUCAGGAGGAGCAGGGGCAGAGCCAGAAUGAGCAGGCACCCGGGUUGCGAGUACUUCGCUCCAAACUACAAUUCCCAGGAGGCACCGGGUGCCCACAGCCCACGCGACGUCACAGCGGCAGAGGGCUAGGGCAGCUCUGCUAGCCCGGCCCGGCGACGGUUGGGCCGUUCCGCUCGGACCCCGGCCCAAGCUCUGGCCCCGCGAUGGGAGCUGCUCCCUGGGGCUGAGCUGGUCAGCAUCCUCCAACAGCCCUCGCCCCUGAAGUCAAGAGAAGAGGCCCUGCCUACCCACACCUUGCCCCUUUUUGGGGUCGCCUCCAUCUAUCUGGUCCUUAGCACGAGUGGCCGCUCAGUCCGACAAAGAGCAGGACGAUGAUCCUGGCGUCGGUGCUGGGAAGUGGCCCCCGGGGGGGGCCUCCACUCCGGCCCUUCCUCGGGCCUGCACUCUUGCUCAGGGCCCUCUCCACAUCGGCCACCGAUACUCACCACGUGGAGAUGGCGAGGGAGCGCUCCAAGACCGUCACCUCCUUUUACAACCAGUCCGCCAUUGAUGUGGCCGCAGAGAAGCCCUCAGUCCGCCUCACUCCGACCAUGAUGCUCUAUUCAGGCCGCUCUCAGGAUGGCAGCCACCUUCUGAAAAGUGCCCGGUACUUGCAGCAAGAGUUGCCGGUGAGGAUCGCUCACCGCAUCAAGGGCUUCCGCAGCCUUCCUUUCAUCAUUGGCUGCAACCCCACCAUACUGCACGUGCACGAGCUGUACAUCCGUGCCUUCCAGAAGCUGACAGACUUCCCUCCGAUCAAGGACCAGACAGAUGAGGCCCAAUACUGCCAGCUGGUGCGGCAGCUGCUGGACGACCACAAAGAUGUGGUGACCCUCUUAGCUGAGGGCCUACGUGAGAGCCGGAAGCACAUAGAGGACGAGAAGCUUGUUCGCUACUUCUUGGACAAGACACUGACUUCCAGGCUUGGGAUCCGCAUGUUGGCCACACAUCAUCUGGCACUGCAUGAGGACAAGCCUGACUUUGUCGGCAUAAUCUGCACUCGCCUCUCGCCAAAGAAGAUUAUUGAAAAGUGGGUGGACUUUGCCAGACGCCUGUGUGAGCACAAGUACGGCAAUGCCCCCCGCGUCCGCAUCAACGGACAUGUGGCUGCUCGAUUCCCCUUCAUCCCUAUGCCGCUGGACUACAUCCUGCCCGAGCUGCUCAAGAAUGCCAUGAGAGCCACGAUGGAGAGUCACCUAGACACUCCCUACAAUGUCCCAGAUGUGGUUAUCACUAUCGCCAACAACGAUAUUGAUCUCGUCAUCAGGAUUUCAGACCGGGGCGGGGGAAUCGCUCACAAAGACCUGGAUCGGGUUAUGGACUACCACUUCACUACGGCCGAGUCCAGCACCCAGGACCCCCGGAUCAACCCACUCUUCGGUCACCUGGACAUGCACAGUGGUGUCCAGACAGGACCCAUGCAUGGCUUUGGCUUCGGGCUGCCCACGUCACGGGCUUACGCGGAGUACCUUGGUGGUUCCCUCCGGCUGCAGUCCCUGCAGGGCAUUGGCACGGAUGUCUACCUGCGGCUCCGUCACAUUGAUGGUCGGGAGGAAAGCUUCCGCAUCUGACCCUGCAGCCCUCGGCCUGCUCGCCUGCCCAGCCUGGGCCACACACCCUGCCAGGACCUUCUGGGCCACACAGGGUGCCACUGUGCUCCACACCCUGCUGCAUCUUGGGUCUCACGAUGCCAAGCAGAUGGACUUAUAUGGAGCCGGACACCCCCCUCCUCAACAGGGUCCGCUGUUUCCCUGCCUCCAGGCCUUGGAGGGGAGGAAGUGGGGACCCCAGCACCAGCUUGAUCAUUCUUGUUCCUGGGGAACUCCAUUUUGACCUGCUGUUAUUAAAGUUCACAUUUUGAA